UUGGAGUUUCAGCUGUCAGCACCAGGAUGUUCGUUCAAUUCAACACCCUCCAAAGACAAGUGGUAGAUUUCCUUUGACAACAAUAACGAGGCCGCGGGAGCUGACGUUUAACAUCCUGUUGAUGGAUAAAAGUCUGUGGCAGAUGAGAGAUUCCUGUUUCACGAGUUUUUGCAUCAUUUAAAAUAGUUUACACCUUCAGUUCUGAGUGUCGGUGUUUCUCAAAGUGCUGUUUUGUUGCUGUGGUGCAUGUUAGGGUUGCAUUGAGUUUGCUGUGGUUGCAUUCAAACCAUGAUUUUGAUUUUCUUAUUUAAAAUAUAUCUGUGUUCAUCUCCAUCUGUAGCAUUUGGCUGGUUUUAUCGAUAUGAGGGGAAACUGCCAUCAUUACGGAAGGUAUUUACAGCGGUUUGUGUGCUGUGAGGUGCUCUCAAAAGUUAAUCUUUUUGGAGGGAAAAAUACAAGGUGGUGUUUGCAUAAUGUACAGUUUUUCUUUAAUUCUUACGUUGCUGUUCCUGGAUUUUGCAUGUGUUGUUUUGAGCCGGUUUGAUUGGCAGUUUGUUCGUCUUUUUUUUACGUUCACUGAUUGAUGGCACCUCAGAAAGGAGAGAAGAAGAAGAAAAAAAAGAAAGUGUCCAACACAGACACGCUGCAGGAGCAGAGGAAAAACAAAAAGGAGAUGGAGUUUGAGCUGAAACUCGCCAAAGAGAAAGAAGAGAUGUACGAGCGGGAGAAGCAACUUAAAAUCAAUCGUCUGGUUCAGGAGGUUUCAGAGACGGAGAGGGAGGACCUAGAGGAGUCUGAGAAGGUGCAACACUGGGUGGAGCGUCUGUGUCAGACUCGGUUGGAGCAGAUCUCGUGUGUAGAGACUGAAACUCCAGAGCUCUCCCCGCCGCGCUCUCCUGCCUCUGAGCCCAAAGUGAAGCGUUUUCCCGGCGGGCUCCACCUGGCCACCACAGACCUGGAUGACAUAAACCUGGACGAGGUGGAUCCGAGCCUGAGAGGGCCCCUGAAGAAACUGUCCCCCACUCAGCCCUCCACCAACCUACCCCCUCCUCCCUUGCCUCCUCCUCCACCCUCGCCCAGACUGAACCCAACCAUCUCCAGCUACUCCCCGCCUCCGUCUCGAGCUUCCCCGCAGCGACGCCCUUCUUCCCCGCCCGUUUCCAGGAAACCUCCCCCCGCCUCCUCCACUCUGACAAACAAAGGGCGCAGGCGUAACCCACAAGCUCCCCGCUCGUCUUCAUCCCAGUACGCUGGACCCUCUCGGUCCUCACGGCCACCGUCCUCCCCUCAGCCCGCGCCGCACCCCCCUCCUCCACCACCGCCUCCUCCACCACCGCCGCCGCCUCCUCCUCCGCCCCCUCCCCCGCAGCACUCUGAGGAACGCGUAGGCUCCCUCGGCGGUUACCGCCAGCAUCAUCAUCACCUGCAGCGUCCUCCCAGUCCUCCCGACCCCAGCAGGAGCGAGUGGGAAGCGGGCGGGUAUCUCCCCAGAGGGGGGAUUUAUUCCUCCAACACCAGUGAAAUGUCGUACCCCCCAAGUCCAAAGGUAAUGAGAAAUACUUCCCAUGCCAGUCGUGUUUCCAACACAAGCAGUCAGCUGCAACUGGCUCCCAGUCCUCCCAACCAGAGACGUCAGAUGGCCCCUGUCAUGUCAAAACCCGUCAUGCUGCCCCAGACRCAGGCCGCCCGACCAGAUCCACACAGACCUGCUGUCCGCUCUGAUGGCCUGCCUCCAGAGAUGCUAAAACGGAUGGUCCCUUUCAACUCAUCCUUUAAAUCAAGCAAACAACAAGUAAACCAUGCUGUUCUCGGUCUCUCUUUUUUAUUUCUGAGUGCUGUUUUACUCCUUCGUUGUUUUACCCCCCGYGCUCCCACAUCAGGUUUAACGUGGCUCACUGUAACCUCAGCGAUGCUUUCCCCUCGUUUUAAUGUUUUUUUUCUCUCUUUGCUGCAUCGCUGCCUUUUGAUUGAGCCCUUCGUGCAUGACUGCUUUUCCAUCGAUUUGCAGCUGACAGUCGUGACAGCGGACACGAUGUUCAGUGUUGGAAUGCACGCCUCACUGUUGGUGGUGUCAGUGCAGGGAGUCAGUUUCAGGUUUUACUGUUAAAAAAUGGUUUCAGCAUCACUUGUGUGGCAUUGUGAGAGAACAGGAAGGCUGAUUUCUUUGUUUGAUCUCAGGUUUUAUUCGAUUCUUCUGCUAUUUUAAUCCCUGUAUUAGAUUUUUACUGAGGGAACUGAUGGCAGCAAAKAAAAACAUUACAAAGGUUGUCAUUUUUUAUGUUUUAAUUACAGUGUCUGCGUAGAACGUAUGAAGAAACAGCAAGAUAAAUGCUUGUUUAUUCUUUAUUGAGAAAAAUGAUUCUGAACUUUGUUCCGGUUCCUUCCUCCUGCCAUGAAAUUAAAUAACYGAGCUCUUAAGAUGAAUUAGUGAAUUACUUGUUACUGGAUUUAUUUUUGGAGGCUUAAUUGCUUUUGGAUUAAGGAUUGUGAGGAUACAAGGCAUGUUUGUUGUCAAAGGAAAUCUGACCUCUAUUUUCACUGCUCGUGUUCACUUCACGUUCCUGUUCCUUCACUUUGUUUUUAACCCGUUUGAAUAAACUUUACGUUGGU
Molecule: messenger RNA, 2610 nt
Organism: Austrofundulus limnaeus
Lineage: Eukaryota; Metazoa; Chordata; Actinopteri; Cyprinodontiformes; Rivulidae
Product: harmonin
Exons: 6
Coding region: 584-2107 (507 amino acids)
Source: RefSeq, a predicted model, not a curated record